Molecule: messenger RNA, 855 nt
Organism: Microtus ochrogaster (prairie vole)
Lineage: Eukaryota; Metazoa; Chordata; Mammalia; Rodentia; Cricetidae
Gene: Six1
Product: SIX homeobox 1
Exons: 2
Coding region: 1-855 (284 amino acids)
Biological process (GO): regulation of skeletal muscle cell proliferation; skeletal muscle fiber development; regulation of transcription by RNA polymerase II
Cellular component (GO): transcription regulator complex; nucleus
Molecular function (GO): RNA polymerase II cis-regulatory region sequence-specific DNA binding; DNA-binding transcription factor activity, RNA polymerase II-specific
Source: RefSeq, a predicted model, not a curated record
AUGUCGAUGCUGCCGUCGUUUGGUUUUACGCAAGAGCAAGUGGCAUGCGUGUGCGAGGUUCUGCAGCAAGGCGGGAACCUGGAACGCCUGGGAAGGUUCUUGUGGUCGCUGCCCGCCUGCGACCACCUGCAUAAGAACGAGAGCGUCCUCAAGGCCAAGGCGGUGGUCGCCUUCCACCGCGGCAACUUCCGCGAGCUUUACAAGAUCCUGGAGAGCCACCAGUUCUCGCCCCACAACCACCCUAAACUGCAGCAGCUGUGGCUGAAAGCGCACUACGUGGAGGCCGAGAAACUUCGCGGUCGGCCGCUGGGUGCCGUGGGCAAAUAUCGGGUACGCCGAAAAUUCCCGCUGCCGCGAACCAUCUGGGAUGGCGAAGAGACCAGCUACUGCUUCAAGGAGAAGUCGCGGGGCGUGUUGAGGGAGUGGUACGCGCACAACCCCUACCCCUCGCCGCGGGAGAAGCGGGAGCUGGCCGAGGCCACCGGCCUCACCACCACCCAGGUCAGCAAUUGGUUUAAGAACCGGAGGCAAAGAGACCGGGCUGCCGAGGCCAAGGAAAGGGAGAACACUGAAAACAAUAACUCGUCCUCCAACAAGCAGAAUCAACUCUCUCCUCUGGAAGGGGGCAAGCCGCUCAUGUCCAGCUCUGAAGAGGAAUUCUCACCUCCCCAAAGUCCAGACCAGAACUCGGUCCUUCUGCUACAGAGCAAUAUGGGCCACGCCAGGAGCUCAAACUAUUCUCUCCCAGGCCUAACGGCCUCACAGCCCAGCCACGGCCUGCAAGCCCACCAGCAUCAGCUCCAGGACUCUCUGCUGGGCCCACUCACCUCCAGUCUGGUGGACUUGGGUUCCUAA